Messenger RNA from Meleagris gallopavo (turkey), 385 nucleotides. The record is from RefSeq and is a predicted model, not a curated record. Lineage: Eukaryota; Metazoa; Chordata; Aves; Galliformes; Phasianidae.
UUAGGGUCAUUAUACACGUGCACAAGCAAAUAGUCCCAGACCAGCAAUGAAUUCCCAAACUGCACCAAAACAGAAUUCUCACCAGCACCAGCAGCAGAGGAAUACUAGGCCCAGUAAGCGGAAAGGUUCUGAUAGCAGCAUGCCUGAUGAAGAGAAGGUGAAAGAGGAAAGAUUUGAUUAUAUAGGUCGAGGAGAAAACCCCAAAAACAAAAAUAAACACUUCCUUAGUAAAAGAAGAAAACCUGAAGAGGAUGAAAAGAAAUUAAAUAUGAAGAGACUGCGGACAGACAAUAAUCUCAGAUUACUCUGAGAGCAGUGACUCAGAAAUCUCCAAUAAAAGAUUAACAGAUUCCUCCUCAGAGCAAAACUCAGAGAAUGAGUUAAA